AUGCCGCACACAAAUCGCAAGAAGAAUCCCCAGAAUGCAAAUUCUAAACCAAGAAUCGUCCAUACGAAGAGACAGCAGAUAGAGGAUGGAGACGGAUGGACACAUGUCGUUGAUACCCCGCGUCGCUCGGCUCUGACGAAAAAGGAGGGACGGUUGCACGCCGGUGAUUUUGAGAAGAAUGGGGUCAGCUACAUCAACCAGACUCUGGAGGAGACGCGCAAGGAUUUCGAAUACUACACGAAGCAGUGGGAGACAAUGGAAGCUUGUGAAGCUUUGAAGGACAAGUUGGUGGAGGUGGAGGGGCGCAGGAAGGCGGACAAUGUGGUAGUCCUUGGGCUGGGGAGUCUGCAGAAUGCCAGGAGAGAGGGCAGGAGGGCUAGCUAUACGCAACUGGCAGCUUUGCGUACGGCCGUCGCCACAUUAGGAGGCAACCCUGGGUGUAUUUUUCAAGAUCCUCAAUUCACAGAUCUCGAUCGGGAAUUCCUUACUUCUCUCGGAUACACCGUGGUGGAAGACCCAGAAGCGUUUGGCAAGAUAACGGAGAGUAGCUUAGUGUAUGCUAUACAUUGCUACGCGGAUGUGUACAAGACUGUCAGCGAUGCACCAAGGCCUGCAAUUCUCAUCGGAACGGAUGUUGCUAAUUUUGGGAAAUUUAAUCUGUCAGAGACGACGGAUAUAGUUGCGAAAAGUUUGGAAGAGAUGGUCCAGGAUUGUGACGAGAUCGACUUUCCGCAGGUUCGACAUGAUUUCUCGGAUACCAAGAUAUAUUGGAGGAAGGUAUCGGAGGCUGCCAAGCCUUGA
Amorphotheca resinae ATCC 22711 is the source of this 801-nucleotide messenger RNA. RefSeq lists its product as hypothetical. Bases 1 to 801 code for a protein of 266 amino acids. The transcript is spliced from 3 exons. The record is from RefSeq and is a predicted model, not a curated record. NCBI's taxonomy places the organism in Eukaryota, Fungi, Ascomycota, Leotiomycetes, Helotiales, Amorphothecaceae.